GCGGUACUUCCUGGUGGAAGACUGUGUGUUAUGUAGCUGUACCGAAAUGUGAGUUGUUAUUGAGGGCAUAUCUUCUUAUUAGUUUGCAGUAAUUUUGUAGCUCAUGCCAAAGAGACCGUGUUUAAACGCAAAUACAGUGAGGACGCUGUAGUCGGACUUUAAACCGGGAAAGGUUUAAUUCAGUAGAAGAUCUAUAAACAGUAUUUUUGGAUUGGUAGGACAAUGCAGAGCUUCACAGCGAUAAGGUCGUUUGUUUUCCAGUAUCCUAAAACUAUUGCUGUGGUCACAAUAACAGGAGUGGGACUUUUUGGUGUGAAGAAAUGGAUGGCAGGUGGAGUGUGUCUCAGCAAAGCCCCCUUGGAUGGGAAGACCGUCUUGAUCACUGGAGGCAACACUGGGAUUGGCAAAGAAACCGCUGUUGACCUGGCUAGAAGGGGCGCAAGGGUCAUUCUGGCCUGUAGAGACAUGGACAGAGCCAAUGAUGCUGCAGAGGAUGUGAGGAAGAGGAGUGGAAAUGACAAUGUUAUUGUCAAAAAGUUGGACUUGGCUUCUCUACAGUCAGUACGACAACUAGCCAAAGACGUCCUAGCAAGUGAAGAGAGGCUGGAUGUUCUCAUCAAUAAUGCGGGUGUUAUGAGCUGUCCAAAAUGGCAGACUGAAGAUGGCUUUGAAAUGCAGUUUGGCGUGAAUCACCUGGGCCACUUCCUUUUAACAAACUGCCUGCUGGAUCUCCUGAAGAAGUCGGCUCCGAGCCGCAUCGUCAACGUCUCCAGUUUAGCUCAUGAAAGAGGUCAGAUCUAUUUUGAUGACAUACACCAGGAGAAAGAUUACCGCCCUUGGAAAAGCUAUGCGCAAAGUAAACUAGCUAAUGUCCUCUUUACGAGGGAGCUGGCUAACAGGCUACAAGGUACCGGAGUAACAACAUACAGCCUCCACCCUGGGAUAAUCCGGACUGAGCUCGGACGACACUUAUGGCCCACGAUGCCCCUGUGGAAGAGAGUUGUAUAUACACCUCUCAUGUUCCUCAUCAAGUCUCCAACAGAAGGGGCUCAGACCACCAUCUACUGCGCUGUGGAGGAAAGCCUGCAGAAUGAAAGUGGACUCUACUACAGCGACUGCGCCCCUAAAACAGCGGCCCCUCAGGGUCAAGAUGAUGAGGCUGCCAGGAAGCUGUGGGACCUGAGUGCCUCUGUGGUUGGUCUGACAUAAUCACAGUGACAUUGAUGAUGAUCGUCAUCAUCAUCACAGUACCAAUGGACUGCCAGGUGGCCUGAGGAAGGACUGGUGCUCUUUCUAAUGAGCAUCUGUGCGGCAACUAUCAGCUGAGCUCCUACUUAAUGUGACAAAUGAGUAAACAAACAGAAAACACAAGAAAUUCACAAGUGAUAGACAUUAAUUCAGAAUAUACAACAAACUAUUUGCAAAAAUACUAUGGAUUAAGUUAUGUGUUUUCUUAAACAGAAGCAGUGCUUCACAGGUAAGUUACAUGGAAGCUGUAUGAUCUUUAGUUUUUGAUUGCCAUUAGCGUGAAAUGACAUUUUAAUUGAUAAGUUUCACCUGUGUCUGUGUUGACUAAGGGCUCGAAUGUCAUUCAAUGUUACUUGAAUUCAUCACAUAAGAAUUACAUGUGCUUUGAAAGUUUUUGUUAAUGCUGUCAAUAGCAAUAACAGUUUUUUCCUCCUGGGCAAUAAAGUGCUGUUAUACGUA
This is a messenger RNA of Siniperca chuatsi (mandarin fish), 1707 nucleotides long. RefSeq names its product retinol dehydrogenase 13-like. The transcript is spliced from 7 exons. Bases 223 to 1209 code for a protein of 328 amino acids. The record is from RefSeq and is a predicted model, not a curated record. NCBI's taxonomy places the organism in Eukaryota, Metazoa, Chordata, Actinopteri, Centrarchiformes, Sinipercidae.